Messenger RNA from Mugil cephalus (flathead mullet), 1753 nucleotides. RefSeq names its product unc-119 homolog a (C. elegans) (gene unc119a1). Gene Ontology annotation, cellular component: intercellular bridge; spindle midzone; spindle pole. The coding region runs from base 240 to 857 and encodes 205 amino acids. The transcript has 5 exons. Gene Ontology annotation, molecular function: lipid binding. Gene Ontology annotation, biological process: visual perception; lipoprotein transport; negative regulation of clathrin-dependent endocytosis. Lineage: Eukaryota; Metazoa; Chordata; Actinopteri; Mugiliformes; Mugilidae. The record is from RefSeq and is a predicted model, not a curated record.
AGGGAGGGAGGGAGCUAAAGGCUGAUUUUUAUCUUUUACCGGAUCGAGAAGGGGAGGAGGCACGGGGAAUGAGUUAUUCUUGUAGCAGCACAGAGCCUGUUUGCUGUACGGUGAUUUGGCCAGCGCGCAACUAAAGGCUCCGACGCAAGUAAAUCUGCUCCUGCGGCGACGACGCCGAGAGCAUCAGAAAUCCUCAGUCCCUGCCAGGUCACGAACCGAACGAUCUUCUUCAGUUGGACAUGAAAGUGCAGCAAGGCUGCAACUCAUCAGACAUGGGGAUCCCGGUUAGAACCGAAGAAGAAUUGCGCAGAAAUACCGUAAUAACACCCGAGGAUGUGCUCGGGCUACAGAAGAUCACCAAGAAUUACCUCUGCUCUCCAGAAGAAAAUGUUCACAUGAUCGACUUCACCAGGUUUAAGAUCCGUGACAUGGAAACAGGGACAGUCCUGUUUGAGAUUACAAAACCUCCAACGCCAGCUGGAGGUAUAAAGCAAUGUGACCCCAACGCCGGCCGAUUCGUCCGAUACCAGUUCACCCCAGCUUUUCUGCAAUUGCGGCAGGUCGGAGCGACAGUGGAGUUCACAGUUGGAGACACCCCCAUCAACAACUUCCGAAUGAUCGAGAGACACUACUUCCGCGAUCAGCUGCUAAAGAGCUUUGAUUUCGAGUUCGGUUUCUGCAUGCCCAGCAGCAAGAACACAUGCGAGCACAUUUACGAGUUCCCUGCGCUGUCUGAGGAAAUCAUGCGUGAGAUGAUCCUGCACCCUUAUGAGACGCAGUCCGACAGCUUCUACUUUGUGGACAACAAGCUGGUGAUGCACAACAAGGCAGAUUAUUCCUAUAGCGGGGGGCCAUAGGAGCACGUCCACCCUUUCCUCCUUCCUCUUCUAGACAUUUUCCACGAUCCAGCGACCACUUCAGGACCAGAAACAGAUGAACUGAUGGACAAAUCACUGGCAUUAAAUGCUGUUCUCUCUCUGUCUCUCACUCCCUCUUUAUUAGCUCCAUGCAUUUCUCCCUUUGCCUCGUCUUGCAGGAACACUGAAUUCUGCCAGUUUUUUUUUUUUAUCAUCGGUUUGCAUCAGCGCGUGUCAGUGAGUGUGUGGGCAGCAAACACAUGCAGUGUCUGUACAUACAGUCGAGUUCAAUCUGUGAACGUGGGCUCCACUUGAUCAUCAGGAAAACAUUUUUUUUUAGUUGUGCGUGUUUUGAAAGAAAAAAAAACAGGAGUCUUGUUUGUCAAACAGGCAGAAACACUCAAGGAGACAAAGAGAGAAAUGAAAUUACCCUUAAGCGAUGAGUAAUAAAGGAUCCAUUCAGAUGUAAAUUUGCAGUAUAUAGUUUGUAUAGAGAUCUCAUUACAUUUUUACUCCCAGAGUUUCUUAAAUUUGUAUAAGUAGCACACAUCUGAAUGACUCAGUCCUCCUCCUGUGAUCUGUCAUCGUCCGGUGGAACGGCGGUGCUGUGUCCUCCGUCUACGUGUCAUUUGUUUUAUGUCUUCAUGUUCAUAGUACUACCGCGUCUGGAGUAUUUUUUAAACAAAUAGCCAUUUUGAAGUGUCAGAAAACAUACAUUAGCCAGAAGUCAGAUACCAAUUUUGAUAUCCGGUUCGUUCUCUGUAGUACUGAACACUGUGUCUACUUUAAUUAUGAUAAAUGGUUUAAGUAUAAAAUAAAAAAUAAAAAAGUAUGUAAAGAUUGGACAGCCGAAGUUCCAUCAAUGCAAUAAAUAUGGGAUUUUUGCGAAACUGUGA